Molecule: messenger RNA, 2064 nt
Organism: Populus nigra (black poplar)
Lineage: Eukaryota; Viridiplantae; Streptophyta; Magnoliopsida; Malpighiales; Salicaceae
Product: cyclic nucleotide-gated ion channel 18
Exons: 2
Biological process (GO): monoatomic ion transport; transmembrane transport
Cellular component (GO): membrane
Molecular function (GO): monoatomic ion channel activity
Source: RefSeq, a predicted model, not a curated record
AUGAAUAGACUUAUUCACACCCCAACAGCAAAGUUCCGCCGCUUCAGGCGCCACCACCAACAUGCCACUAGCACAACAGAUCCUAACCCUCUCCAAAUCCUAUGGCGGUACCAGAUACUGGAUCCGGACAGCGAGAUUGUAAUGUAUUGGAACCAUGUCUUCCUUCUCACUUCCAUCAUUGCACUCUUCAUCGACCCUCUCUACUUUUACCUCCCUUAUGUCGGUCCUCAGAACCGAGACCGAAUUACUAUCCAUUCCGACUAUAUUUAUGUUUGCUUAUCCAUCGACAAACAACUUUCUGUGUUGAUCACGUAUUUUAGGUCCAUAGCAGACAUGUUUUUCUCCCUUCAUAUUCUUAUGAAGUUUCGUACAGCUUUUGUUGCUCCUAGUUCUAGAGUUUUUGGACGGGGAGAACUUGUUAUUGAUGCUAAGGAGAUUGCAAUGCGUUAUCUCAAGUCUGAUUUCCUCAUCGAUCUGGCUGCUGCGCUUCCGCUUCCUCAGAUUGUCAUCUGGUUAGUAAUUCCGGCCACAAGAAACAACAGCACUGACCAUGCCAACACCACGCUCUCGCUUAUCGUUCUUAUUCAAUACAUUCCCAGAAUGUUUCUUAUCUUUCCUUUGCAUCAAAGGAUCGUAAGAUCUACAGGUUUUGUUGCCAAGGCUGCCUGGGCUGGAGCUGGAUACAAUCUAAUUCUUUACAUGCUGGCCAGCCAUGCAUUAGGUGCUUCUUGGUAUACAUUGUCAAUGGGGAGGCAAUUCUAUUGCUGGAAAUCAGAAUGUACGAAAGAGAAUAAGGCAGGAAUUGUAGGUUGCAUCCAUAGCUAUCUAGACUGUAAUAGUUUGGGAAAUCCUGAACGCCAAUAUUGGAGGAAUGUUACCGAUGUUCCUGCUAAUUGUGAUGCACGUAACGACACUCUCACGUUUAAGUAUGGAAUAUUUGCUGAUGCUUUUAUCAAUGAUGUUGCUUCCUCACGUUUCAUUGAGAAGUUCUUGUACUGUCUCUGGUGGGGCUUAAGAAAUUUGAGCUCAUAUGGUCAGACCUUGGAAACGAGCACAUUUCUGGGUGAGAAUGUGUUCUGUAUUCUCAUAUGCAUUAUUGGUUUAGUUCUCUCGGCACAGUUAAUAGGCAACAUGCAGACCAACUUGCAAUCUAUGACUGUGAGAGUUGAAGAGUGGAGGAUUAAGCGGAGGGAUACAGAAGAGUGGAUGAGGCAUCGCCAGUUACCUCCAGAUUUGCAAGAACGUGUUCGCCGAUUUGUUCAGCACAAAUGGCUUGCUACUAGAGGAGUUCAUGAAGAAUCGAUACUGCAUUCAUUGCCUUUGGACCUCCGACGAGAAAUUCAGCGACACUUAUCUCUGGCCCUUGUUCGUCGGGUCCCAUUCUUCUCACAAAUGGAUGACCAGCUACUCGAUGCCAUAUGUGAACGCCUGGUGUCAUCAUUGAGUACCGAGGGAACUUACAUAGUUCGAGAGGGUGAUCCAGUCAAUGAGAUGUUGUUUGUCAUUAGAGGACAAUUAGAGAGCUCAACCACUAAUGGAGGAAGGUCUGGAUUCUUCAAUUCCAUCACCCUUAGACCUGGUGACUUCUGUGGUGAGGAAUUACUCACUUGGGCCUUAAUGCCAAUAUCAAGUGCAAACCUGCCUUCUUCAACACGAACUGUGAAAGCCCUUUCUGAAGUUGAAGCUUUUGCACUUGAAGCUAAAGACCUUAAAUUUUUUGCACAUCAAUUCAAGCGACUGCAAAGCAAGAAGUUGCAGCAUGCUUUUAGGUACUAUUCUCACCAAUGGAGAACAUGGGCUGCUUGUUUAAUACAAUCUGUUUGGAGAAGGCAUAAAAAGAGAAAGAUGACAAAGGAGUUAGCUUUGCGAAAUAGCAUUGGGUACAUUCAAAUUCCUGAGCGAGAAUAUUACUAUAGUGAUGAUCAAGCAUAUGGAGAUUACGAGGAGUAGAAUCUCGGAGCCACAACCUUGGCUUCAAGAUUUUCCGCAGACACUAAAACAGAGAUUCACCAGAAGAGUGGUUCGUUCUGCUUCCUCCAGCUUAAACAUGGGACACUUGUGUAA